AUGGAGGCGGCACGCAGCGAGCGCCCCGCGGGCUGGUCUGGGGCGUCCCUUGCCCGGACCUGGCUACUGCUCCUGUCGACGUGGGUCCUGGCCGGCGCGGAGAUCACUUGGGGCACCGCGGGAGGUCCCGGGCGUCUCGCGGUUCCGUCUUCGCGGCCACCGGCAUUGCCUUCACUCUGGCCGCGGGCAGUGGCGAACCAGUGGCCGCAGGAGCUGGCGACAACGCGGAGAGCCACCGCGCUGGGGCGCCGGUCCAGACCUCUUCGGAGCGGCGGGGAGAUGCUGGUUGAAGCCGAGGGAACGGCUCCGGAAGGCGCGCCGUGGGGCCGGGGCAUCCCGGCUCCGCGCAAGGCUGGCGGCGCGAGGAGGACUCGUCGGGCACAGCCCCCCAGCGCCCUAGAGCGUGGGGAUGCCCGCGUCACGGCUCCCGGCGAGGGUUCCAAGGGAAGCCGUUCUCCGCCGGCCAAGGGCUCCAGGGAGGAGGUGAAGGCGCCUCGGACAGGAGCACCAGCGGCGGCGGAGGAGCUCCGGCUGCCCAGCACCUCAUUCGCGCUCACCGGGGACUCGGCCCACAACCAAGCCAUGGUGCACUGGUCGGGACACAACAGCAGCGUCAUUCUGAUCCUGACGAAGCUGUAUGACUUCAACCUGGGGAGCGUCACGGAGAGCUCUCUGUGGAGGUCAACAGAUUAUGGCACUACCUAUGAAAAGCUGAAUGAUAAAGUGGGUUUGAAGACAGUCCUCAGUUACCUCUAUGUCAAUCCCACCAACAAAAGGAAGAUCAUGCUUCUCAGUGACCCCGAGAUGGAGAGCAGCAUAUUGAUCAGCUCAGACGAAGGGGCCACCUAUCAGAAAUAUCGACUCACCUUCUACGUCCAGAGCCUGCUCUUCCACCCCAGGCAGGAGGACUGGGUGCUGGCCUACAGUCUGGAUCAAAAGCUUUACAGCUCCAUGGACUUUGGAAGACGAUGGCAACUCAUGCACGAACACAUCACACCCAACAGGUUUUACUGGUCUGUGUCUGGAUUGGAUAAGGAGGCGGACCUGGUACACAUGGAGGUGCGGACUGCCGAUGGAUAUGCUCACUACCUCACCUGCAGGAUCCAGGAAUGCGCAGAGACAACUAGAAGUGGCCCCUUUGCCCGCUCCAUUGACAUCAGCUCCCUGGUUGUCCAGGAUGAGUAUAUCUUUAUCCAGGUAACAGCAGGUGGAAGAGCCAGCUACUACGUGUCCUAUCGAAGAGAAGCCUUUGCUCAGAUCAAGCUGCCCAAGUACUCCUUACCAAAGGACAUGCACAUCAUCAGUACAAAUGAGAACCAAGUGUUUGCAGCAGUCCAGGAAUGGAACCAGAAUGACACGUACAACCUCUACAUCUCAGACACCCGUGGGAUCUACUUUACUUUGGCCAUGGAGAACAUUAAGAGUAGCCGAGGUCUGAUGGGAAACAUCAUUAUUGAACUGUAUGAGGUAGCAGGUAUCAAGGGAAUAUUCCUGGCAAACAAGAAGGUGGAUGACCAGGUGAAGACGUACAUCACUUACAACAAAGGCAGGGAUUGGCGCCUACUGCAAGCUCCAGAUGUGGAUCUGAGAGGAAGCCCAGUGCACUGCCUGCUGCCCUUCUGCUCCUUACACUUACACUUGCAACUCUCUGAAAAUCCAUACUCCUCAGGCAGAAUCUCUAGCAAGGAGACAGCCCCAGGACUUGUGGUGGCCACAGGCAACAUUGGCCCGGAGCUCUCUUAUACUGAUAUUGGUGUGUUCAUCUCCUCUGACGGGGGCAACACGUGGAGACAGAUCUUUGAUGAAGAGUACAAUGUCUGGUUCCUAGACUGGGGUGGCGCCCUCGUGGCCAUGAAACACACACCUCUGCCAGUCAGGCAUUUGUGGAUAAGUUUCGAUGAGGGCCACUCCUGGGACAAGUAUGCUUUCACCUUGCUGCCUCUCUUCGUCGAUGGAGCUCUGGUGGAGGCAGGAGUGGAAACCCAUAUCAUGACAGUUUUUGGCCACUUCAGCCUGCGCUCCGAAUGGCAACUGGUGAAAGUGGACUACAAGUCUAUCUUCAGCCGACACUGCACCAAGGAUGACUACCAGACCUGGCACCUGCUCAAUCAAGGAGAACCUUGCGUCAUGGGAGAAAGGAAAAUAUUCAAGAAACGUAAGCCAGGUGCUCAGUGUGCCCUGGGCAGAGACUACUCUGGGUCAGUGGUCUCAGAACCCUGUGUCUGUGCUGACUGGGACUUUGAAUGCGACUAUGGCUAUGAGAGACAUGGAGAAAGCCAGUGUGCCCCAGCUUUCUGGUACAACCCAGCAUCACCCUCGAAGGACUGUAGCCUUGGCCAAAGCUAUCUUAAUAGCACUGGGUACCGGAGGAUUGUGUCCAACAACUGCACAGAUGGACUAAGGGACAAGUAUUCUGCCAAGGCCCAAUUGUGCCCUGGAAAAGCUCCUCGGGGCCUCCACGUGGUGACUACCGAUGGGCGCCUGGUGGCAGAGCAGGGGCACAAUGCCACCUUCAUCAUUCUCAUGGAGGAGGGUGACCUCCAAAGGACAAACAUACAGCUUGACUUUGGGGACGGGGUGGCUGUGUCCUAUGCUAACUUCAGCCCCAUCGAGGACGGCAUCAAGCACGUGUAUAAGAGUGCAGGGAUCUUCCAGGUGACUGCCUAUGCAGAGAACAACCUUGGCUCUGAUACAGCGGUCCUCUUCCUCCACGUGGUCUGUCCUGUAGAACAUGUUCACCUGCGAGUUCCAUUUGUUGCCAUAAGAAAUAAGGAGGUUAACAUCAGUGCAGUCGUGUGGCCCAGUCAACUGGGGACCCUUACCUACUUCUGGUGGUUCGGUAAUAGCACAAAGCCCCUCAUCACCUUGGACAGCAGCAUCUCCUUCAUAUUUCUAACAGAGGGAACCAACACCAUCACUGUCCAGGUAGCUGCUGGGAAUGCCCUUAUCCAAGACACAAAAGAUAUUGCAGUCCAUGAAUACUUCCAGUCCCAGCUCUUAUCAUUCUCUCCUAAUCUGGAUUAUCACAAUCCCGACAUUCCUGAGUGGAGACAAGACAUUGGCAAUGUCAUCAAGCGAGCUCUGGUUAAAGUAACUAGUGUCCCAGAAGACCAGAUCCUUGUUGCUGUGUUCCCUGGCCUCCCCACUUCAGCUGAGCUUUUCAUCCUUCCACCCAAGAACAUGACGGAGAGGAGGAAAGGACACGAAGGGGAUCUGGAGGAAAUUGUAGAGACACUAUUUAAUGCUCUCAACCAAAACUUGGUGCAGUUUGAGCUGAAGCCAGGGGUCCAGGUCAUCGUGUAUGUCACACAGCUGACGUUAGCUCCCCUGGUGGACUCCAGCACCGGGCACAGCAGCUCCGCCAUGCUCAUGCUCUUGUCGGUGGUGUUCGUUGGCCUGGCGGUAUUCUUGAUCUACAAGUUUAAAAGGAAAAUCCCAUGGAUUAACAUCUAUGCCCAAGUCCAACAUGACAAGGAGCAGGAGAUGAUUGGGUCAGUGAGCCAAAGUGAAAAUGCCCCCAAGAUCACGCUCAGUGACUUCACCGAGCCUGAGGAGCUACUGGAUAAGGAGCUGGACACCCGGGUCAUAGGAAGCAUUGCCACCAUCGCAAACAGCGAAAGCACAAAGGAGAUCCCCAACUGUACUAGUGUUUAAUACCAACAAGCCACGUGGUCAGCCGCCUUUCUGACUUUUUAUUUUUGAUGACUACUAUUACUAUGAUUAUGGGAAAAUGAAUUUUUUUUUUACCUUUUAUUUAACAAGGGCCCCCUCAUAAAUAGCAGGCAGAUGCUUAGCUUUGGGAGAAAAAGUCAUCUUAGCUGAUUAUAAUGAGACUAAAAGAAUGAAUGGCCAUAUUUGUGUGAAGGACAAAGGAGGCAUCUUCCCAUAGCCGUCUUGCUUCAUUCUGCCAUUGAUUCAGCAAAGACUCCCUUUUUCCUGUGAUCUCUCUCUCUCUCUCUCUCUCUCUCUCUCUGUCUAUUUCUUAGGCUCAAUUGUGGGUUUUUUUGUUAAUUCCUGUACCCCAACUCUCACAUACCCCCCCACACACAUACACAUGCAACACAAACCAUUUCCCGGUUCGAUCCCAGGAGGUAGGUUGGGUGGAGUGGAUGUAGCUGCUGAAAGCACGCGCACACCUUUCCGAGAGAGGCCCUGCCUCGUGCAUGUCCAUAGCGAGGCUACGGAUGACAUAGUGUAUAUAUCUACAAUGUAAAUAGCUUUUUAUUUCCUAAAAAAAAAGUAAUUUAAUGUUUAGUAAAAAAGAAAAUGGAAAAAAAGAAAGAUGCGUGUGUUGGCUUACACACUUACCCGUCAGAGCUGACCAGCCCCUGGCCUGCUCGAUGUAUUGGAUUCUGGACGCUCUCCAGCUCUGUCUCAUGCUUAACUCUCGCCUCUCUGUGCACAUACCAUCAAUGGUCUCCGCUUAUGUAUAUAAAAGGGGUGGGGAUGGCUUCUUUGGGGUUAUGGAUAAAUGAAGGGCUUCAGUGGCAUCAUACAACAUAGGGGUUGUUUUACUUACAACAAUGACAUGGAAGAAGUAGCGAGAAAAGGCUCAGCAGAGGCAUCAAACUGAGACCCACUUCCUCCAGUAAAAGAGAAAGUCGUCAAAAUUCAUCAGCCUGAGGAAGCAGUUCUCUCUAAAGAAGCUGGUAAUGAAUCUAAUGAUCCUGGUCUAUUUCUAUUUUCUGAUUGGGUCCCAUGGAAAUGUAUGGUGCUUAUGGUGAACUCCCAAGCUGCUCCAAGCUUAGAAAAGCCUCCCCAUCCCCCCAGGCAUUAGAUGAAGCCCAGUGUAUGCCUUUUGAAAUGGAGAGCAUUGGACUGGAAGAGAUAUAUGUGGAAUCCCGAGUUCAUACAAACCCUGCAGGUCAAAUAGACACCUAGCCUUUAAUGGUAUUAGUCAAAGAUGAUUUUAGCAGAGCUGUGCUAUUUGCUUGUCAGGUGUACACAACUUCUUAAAGUCAAAUGUCUGCCUUCAGUUCCCUUAAGGUAGUACUUGCCUCUGGGGUAUGCGGCUUUCAAAGCCCAGAUUUGCUUUCCCAGCCCCUCAGCCCCUUCAGCACUGUCCACAUGUCGGUUCUUUUCAGUAUGAUCACUUUACACCAUGCUCUAGGCACUGUUUAUAUUUUCAGGCUCAGCCCUAGUACACUUGUUUUAAAGAAUUAUAUACUGUAUAUAUAUGGGAGAAAAGGCCACAUUUACAUUUCUGUGGGAUGCUGUUUGCAUUCUUCUUUGUGGGACACAGGGAGAAUGUGAUAUAGAGAAGUAUGGCUGGCUACAGCAUAGAUCAGUAUUAGAAGUAUUCUAAACAUCCCUCUUUUUGUUCAAGGGUUAAGUGAGGCAGACAAUUGCAAUACUUGUACUAAACCCUGGAAUACAAAUGCAUGAGUCAUAUCUAUAUAUAUACAGUAUAUGUACAUAUACUGUUCUUGGUUUUAUUGUUCCAUUUGAAUAUUUCUACUGUAAAAAAGACAGUGGUUUUGAAAUUGUUGAAAAUAAAUGUAUUUUUGUACAUCAAA
Molecule: messenger RNA, 5516 nt
Organism: Jaculus jaculus (lesser Egyptian jerboa)
Lineage: Eukaryota; Metazoa; Chordata; Mammalia; Rodentia; Dipodidae
Gene: Sorcs3
Product: sortilin related VPS10 domain containing receptor 3
Exons: 27
Coding region: 1-3654 (1217 amino acids)
Cellular component (GO): postsynaptic density membrane
Molecular function (GO): protein binding
Source: RefSeq, a predicted model, not a curated record